UUUAUAAUUAUUUUUUUUAAUUUUCAGGGUGAUGAGGUUUCGCUGGAAACGGAGAAGUUGAACAAGUCUCCUGUGAAUUCGAAAAAUAAGUUGAUUAAAUCGCCACAAGUGACGAGAUCAAUGACAUUUCCGAUACCAGGAGCCGAAAUGCCGCCAAAGUCGCCGAUUGCUAUGCCGUUGUUUGACGUAAGUGAGGGCGUUAGGAACUCGUGGAAAUUCUCGCCGAGACUCUCUCUGGAUAGCAGAGCCACAUUUGAUGCGUCUAAACGAAGCCUUUACGAGAAGCAGGAGCGGAUGAAUUCGUCGAAUAUAUCGGUGAUUCGUCGUGAUCAAUCUGAUUGUGGAGCGGAAAAUGGCGGGAGGCGAUCAACAAGCGUCAUUGCGAAGUUAAUGGGAAUCGAACCGUUGCCUAAUUUACCGUCUCAGCCAGUAGCUAGGAAAGCUGAGCUACGGAGAUCUGUGUCCGAGUGUCGAGUGUCUUGUGAUAUGUUUCAGUCUCGAAUGGUUGAGAAAAAGUGUAAAGAUGAUGCGAAGGUGAAGCAGCAAAAUCACUUGAUUACAAGCAAUGUUAUUAGGGAAAAAGAGGUGGAUCAAUCGCGGAGAGGCCUUAAAUCUCCACAGCAAUGUAAGAGCUUCUUCAAUUCUGCGGAUUUUUUUCCUGAGCCGACGCAAAAUGUGUCAAUUUACGGAGAAAUUGAACGGAGAUUGAAAAUGAAGGGAAUCGACGAACCUUCGAAGGAUCUUGAGACGCUGAAGCAAAUUCUCGAAGCUAUGCAACUCAAAGGACUUCUACAUUCUAAUCAAACACCUCAAAUUAAGAAUAAGAACAUUGUUUAUGAUCGUAAUUAUUCACAAUGUUCUGAAACUCAAUCUCCGAUUGUUCUUAUGAAGCCUAUGAAUGGACGAGUCAGUGAUGACUCUGGAUCAAACUCUGGUAACCGUGUUUCAUCCAUUAGUCCAAGGCGUCAACGACAAAGCAUUGAUCAGAAUGUGAGUAGUCCAGUCAGAGCUAGAAAUUUGAGUUCCCCCCCUCGAACUGAGACGAAUGUGAGGAGUUCAAAUUCAAGGUCUAAUUCACUGGUGAAGACGAAACAGUUGAGUAUUGAAACUCAAAGGCGAGGAAAUGAGUCUAUAGAUUCAACAAAAGUUUCACCGAGAAUAUCUCCAAGAAGAAAUGCAGCAGAUCAAGUGGUCAUAAAUCAAUCUCCAAUUAACAGGAAACCGAUAGAAAAUGAAUUUUCAUCGAUACUUUCUGAAAGUGGUGUUAGUAAACCCUUUCAAACUGAUACUGAGAGAUUUAAAGAAAGUGAAUACAAGGAAGGAAGGAGAUUGUUGAAUAGAUGUGAUAAGCUGUUGAAUAGCAUAGCAGAGAUGAAUGCGACAGAGUCCCAACCGAGCCCCGUGUCAGUGCUUGAUUCGUCGUAUUACCAGGAUGACUCGUCAUUGUCGCCUUCACCUGUAAUAAAACGAAGCAUUAGUUUUCCAGGUACAGUAGUGGAACUAGAAGAAUUGGGGAGCCCUAGAACCUCGUCUGUCCUGCUAGAUUGUGGGGAUGAAAUCAAUGACUCUGAUUUCAUUUAUAUCUCCAAGGUCAUUGAAGCUUGGAAUUCUGCCCCAGAAGAAACUAAAGAUCUUAUCUUCUUACAGCUUGAAAAGCAGCAUUAUAUGCAAACCAAGGACACCUCCAAAGUUUCAAAGCUCCAAAGAAGACUUAUAUUUGAUACUAUCACAGAAAUUUUGGAGCAAAAGAGAAAUUUCCCACCAUGGAAAGCAUUAUCGAUUAAAAACCGGAACACUUCACGGCCACUAGUGCAACAGAUAUGGUCUGAAUGUCAAAAAAUUAGAGAGCAACAAUUAUCAGAUGAUCUCUUUGAAGUAAUUUGUGGAAUUUUAGAGAAGGACCUGGCUGGAGACUCAGUUGUUGGGUGGGGAGAUUUUCCUUCAGAGAUGUCAGAAGCUGUAUUAGAUAUUGAACGGUUGAUUUUCAAGGAUUUAGUUGUGGAGUCAAUCCGUGAUCUGGCAGAUUCAGCUACCAAAAGCUCAUACUUGGCUCCUCGUAGAAAGUUAGUGUUCUAAAGUUUCGAAUCCUCGUAGAAAGUUAGUGUUCUAAAGUUUCAAAAGGGCGGAGACAAAAUGAUAGGCUACUUUUAACUUCCUCGCCCUUAGUUCUGUUUGUCUCUGCUUCUGUUUUAUAAUUUAAGUAGUUCACCUUCUAUUUUC
Molecule: messenger RNA, 2220 nt
Organism: Daucus carota subsp. sativus
Lineage: Eukaryota; Viridiplantae; Streptophyta; Magnoliopsida; Apiales; Apiaceae
Product: protein LONGIFOLIA 1
Exons: 3
Coding region: 121-2076 (651 amino acids)
Biological process (GO): regulation of monopolar cell growth
Source: RefSeq, a predicted model, not a curated record